GAGCAUCAGCGAGAGUAGCAGCGAGCAGCCGCGGUGGUGGCGGCGGCGCGUCGUUGCAGUUGCGCCAUCUGUCAGGAGCGGAGCCGGCGAGGAGGGGGCUGCCGCGGGCGAGGAGGAGGGGUCGCCGCGAGCCGAAGACCUUCGAGACCCUCCCGCCAGCCGGCGGCCAGAGCAGGGGCAAGGUUGCCCUACAAGCAGCGCGUCCUCUCCCGCCCCGGCGCGCCGCGCUUCUCCCCGCGCACCGAGGACCGCCCGUGCGCACACAAAGCCGCCGCCCGCUCCGCACCGCCCGGCGGCCGCCGCCCGCGCCUGGGAGGGAUCUGGCCGCCGGGCCGGGGACACCCCGGCGCCGCCCCCUCGGUGCUCUCGGAAGGCCCACCGGCUCCUGUGCCCGCCGGGGAGCUCCCGGAGCCGCCUCGGUCGCGCCGGAGGAGGGCGGGGAGAGGACCAUGUGAAUGGGCUCCGGAGCCUGAGCGCCGCGCAGUUUUUUCGAAGAAGCAGGAUGCUGAUCUAGACGUGGAAAAAGACCAGUCCUGCUGCUGUUUUAGAAGACAUGUGGUGUAUAUAAAGUUUGUGAUCAUUGGCGGAAAUUUUGGAAUUUAGAUAAUGGGCUGUGUGCAAUGUAAGGAUAAAGAAGCAACAAAACUGACGGAGGAGAGGGACGGCAGCCUGAACCAGAGUUCCGGGUACCGCUAUGGCACAGACCCCACCCCUCAGCACUACCCCAGCUUUGGCGUGACCUCCAUCCCCAACUACAACAACUUCCACGCAGCCGGGGGCCAAGGACUCACUGUCUUUGGAGGUGUGAACUCUUCGUCUCAUACAGGGACCUUGCGAACGAGAGGAGGAACAGGAGUGACGCUAUUUGUGGCCCUUUAUGACUAUGAAGCACGGACGGAAGAUGACCUGAGUUUUCACAAAGGAGAAAAAUUUCAAAUAUUGAACAGCUCGGAAGGAGAUUGGUGGGAAGCCCGCUCCUUGACAACUGGAGAGACAGGUUACAUUCCCAGCAAUUAUGUGGCUCCAGUUGACUCUAUCCAGGCAGAAGAGUGGUACUUUGGAAAACUUGGCCGAAAAGAUGCUGAGCGACAGCUAUUGUCCUUUGGAAACCCAAGAGGUACCUUUCUUAUCCGAGAGAGUGAAACCACCAAAGGUGCCUAUUCACUUUCCAUCCGUGAUUGGGAUGAUAUGAAAGGAGACCACGUCAAACAUUAUAAAAUUCGCAAACUUGACAAUGGUGGAUACUACAUUACCACCCGGGCCCAGUUUGAAACACUUCAGCAGCUUGUGCAACAUUACUCAGAGAGAGCUGCAGGUCUCUGCUGCCGCCUAGUAGUUCCCUGUCACAAAGGGAUGCCAAGGCUUACCGAUCUGUCUGUCAAAACCAAAGAUGUCUGGGAAAUCCCUCGAGAAUCCCUGCAGUUGAUCAAGAGACUGGGAAAUGGGCAGUUUGGGGAAGUAUGGAUGGGUACCUGGAAUGGAAACACAAAAGUAGCCAUAAAGACUCUUAAACCAGGCACAAUGUCCCCCGAAUCAUUCCUCGAGGAAGCGCAGAUCAUGAAGAAGCUGAAGCACGACAAGCUGGUCCAGCUCUAUGCAGUGGUGUCUGAGGAACCAAUCUAUAUCGUCACCGAGUAUAUGAAUAAAGGAAGUCUACUCGAUUUCUUAAAAGAUGGAGAAGGAAGAGCUCUGAAAUUACCAAAUCUUGUGGACAUGGCAGCACAGGUGGCUGCAGGAAUGGCUUACAUCGAGCGCAUGAAUUAUAUCCAUAGAGAUCUGCGAUCAGCAAACAUUCUGGUGGGGAAUGGACUAAUAUGCAAGAUUGCUGACUUCGGAUUGGCCCGAUUGAUCGAAGACAAUGAGUACACAGCAAGACAAGGUGCAAAAUUCCCCAUCAAGUGGACAGCCCCUGAGGCAGCCCUGUAUGGGAGGUUCACAAUCAAGUCUGACGUGUGGUCUUUUGGAAUCUUACUCACAGAGCUGGUCACCAAAGGAAGAGUGCCAUACCCAGGCAUGAACAACCGGGAGGUGCUGGAGCAGGUGGAGCGAGGCUACAGGAUGCCCUGCCCUCAGGACUGCCCCAUCUCUCUGCAUGAGCUCAUGAUCCACUGCUGGAAAAAGGACCCUGAAGAACGCCCCACUUUUGAGUACUUGCAGGGCUUCCUGGAAGACUACUUUACCGCCACAGAGCCCCAGUACCAACCUGGUGAAAACCUGUAAGGCCCAGGUCUGCGGAGAGAGGCCUUGUCCCAGAGGCUGCCCCACCCCUCCCCAUUAGCUUUCAAUUCCGUAGCCAGCUGCUCCCCAGCAGCGGAACCGCCCAGGAUCAAAUUGCAUGUGACUCUGAAGCUGACGAACUUCCAUGGCCCUCAUUAAUGACACUUGUCCCCAAAUCCGAACCUCCUCUGUGAAGCAUUUGAGACAGAACCUUGUUAAUUCUCAGACUUUGGAAAAUGCAUUGUAUUGAUGUUAUGUAAAAGGCCAUACCUCUGUUCAGUGUAAAUAGUUACUCCAGUGCCAACAAUCCUAGUGCUUUCCUUUUUUAAAAAUGCAAAUCCUAUGUGAUUUUAACUCUGUCUUCACCUGAUUCAACUAAAAAAAAAAGUAUUAUUUUCCAAAAGUGGCCUCUUUGUCUAAAACAAUAAAAUUUUUUUUCAUGUUUUAACAAAAACCAAUCAGGACAGAUGUUUUUGUUUUCUUUUUUAUAAACAUGAAUAUAUAUAAUAUAUAUGUCUCUGUACAUAUACAACGUGGGUGCUAACGUGGAGACUGUGGCCAGCCUGGGCCACCAAGCUGUGGGACCCAGAGGGAGGAUUUUACUGCCAGGCAGCAUCAAAGCACUGGUGUCAUUCUGAAAACACCAGCGGCCUCAUUUUUGGCUUUUGCAAAACAUGACUUUUUUCAUUUGGAUUGCACUUUUCUGGUUCACGACUGUACCUGUAGAUGCUUGUUUACUUUGACUCUUUUCAGGAACCGACCCCCAAGCUGAAUUUACAAGUUCUGUUACCAGUAUUUGCUUCAGCUUACUGCGAUUUGGUCUCAAAACUUAAACAUAAGCAAGCAAAUGGCUGAUACGACCAUGAGAACUGGAAGAUGGAUACCACACAAACUUCUUGUAUAAAAAUAUGAAUGCUGAAAUGUUUCAGACAUUUUUAAUUUAAUAAACCUGUAACCACAUUUAAAUGGUCUAAAACCCAUAGCAUUGUAGUCAUGCCAACCUGCUAAACUUUCUCAUGCAACUAAAAUUUAUGGGGGAAAUGAGGGUGGGGGCUGUACAUUUCCCAUUGUAAAAUAAGUGUUUUAAAUGUCCUGUACUGCUAAUGAAUGACUUUCUAUAUGUCCAAGAGUUCUCCAGUGGAAUAACUAUGCACUACUUUACAUUUCAUGGGGAUGCACAGAAACAGAGUAUUACAUUUUUAGUUGCUGUUUGUACCAACCUUGAAUUACAUAUGUUUAACAACAACAAAUCAAAAAUCCUAUUUCUAUUGAGUUUUUAAUACUGACUAGCAACUCUGAAGUCUUAAUUCCUUUUUUGUUAUGAUUUAUUUGUGAGUUUACAUUUUUAAAUUGUUUAACUUUCUUAAUUUAGUAAUUAAAAAGAGAGCAUUUUACAUUUGAA
Cebus imitator (Panamanian white-faced capuchin) is the source of this 3619-nucleotide messenger RNA. It is a transcript of the gene FYN, whose product is annotated as FYN proto-oncogene, Src family tyrosine kinase. Lineage: Eukaryota; Metazoa; Chordata; Mammalia; Primates; Cebidae. Gene Ontology annotation, molecular function: non-membrane spanning protein tyrosine kinase activity; signaling receptor binding; ATP binding. Gene Ontology annotation, biological process: cell surface receptor protein tyrosine kinase signaling pathway; cell differentiation; innate immune response. The coding region runs from base 607 to 2220 and encodes 537 amino acids. The transcript is spliced from 14 exons. The record is from RefSeq and is a predicted model, not a curated record. Gene Ontology annotation, cellular component: extrinsic component of cytoplasmic side of plasma membrane.